AUGUCGCUCCGAUCUCCGCGGCCGACAAGCUUCCGCUUAUGGAAACGAGCUCUGCAAAUACAACACCCUGGUGUGAGAUUCCUGAAUACGGUCCCGAAAUGCCCGGCGCCGACGUGCGAAUGCGCCGAGACGCCCGUCAUGCCGGAUGGCUUGGAGAUUGACCAUAAGGGCAAGCUCAAUGGCCUCAUAACUAGCUACGCCGAACAGGUCUUGAUCUGCACCGGCAAUGCCGACUGGCCCUCGCGCAUUGAGGAAGACAACAGCGGUGACAACCUCGCUGCCGACCUCAAGGAGCUCAUCGGCCGGGGCGGAGUUUACAGCGAUCCGUUCCACAACAUCUCUGUUCUCAACUCGUCAUUUCCGUCGUCCAUCUCGAAGCGUCCGGAAGUCCAGACGACAUCCGCCUACCUCCUCCCCAGCUUCAAAUAUAUCCCCUUCCUGCCCCGGGUCUCUUUUGACUCGGUGCAAGCCCUCGUCAAGGGCUUUCUGCUCCCCGAGAAGCUACACCCUAUGAACGAGGGUCUGUCGCCCAUACACAAGGAUCGCUUGACCAGGAAAGAGGCAUACCAGCACUUGCUUUACGGGGUGCGCGACGUGCAGGACGUACUUGUGCUUAUCUGUGGUCACGGUGGGCGGGAUAUGCGAUGCGGCGUCAUGGGACCCGUCUUACAGCAGGAGUUCGAGGCCAAAUUGCCCAAGGCCGGCUUCGAAGUUCUGAAGGGCCCUCUCCUAGACGAAAGUGUGUCCGCUCCAGCCUUAUCCGGUACCACUGGCGAAGCCCCCUCUACUGCUCGCGUGGGCCUGAUUAGCCACAUAGGUGGCCACAAAUUCGCGGGUAACAUCAUAAUAUAUGUGCCCCCACGGCUGAACACGAAAGAUAACAGUCCACAUCCCUUGGCGGGACACGGGAUUUGGUAUGGAAGAGUAGAGCCGAAGCACGUUGAAGGCCUGAUAGAGGAGACAAUUGUGAAGGGGACCAUUGUUUCAGAUCACUUUCGAGGCGCCAUCAAGCAGAAUGGUGAGAUCGUCAGAUUAUAG
Neoarthrinium moseri is the source of this 1038-nucleotide messenger RNA. RefSeq lists its product as uncharacterized. The record is from RefSeq and is a predicted model, not a curated record. The transcript has 2 exons. Lineage: Eukaryota; Fungi; Ascomycota; Sordariomycetes; Amphisphaeriales; Apiosporaceae. The coding region runs from base 1 to 1038 and encodes 345 amino acids.